AUGAAUUCUCUAAGGCGUUUAGCGCCUUUAGGUACCAGUGGUGGUCUGGUAGUCGCCGGUUUGGGUCUUCUUGGAUAUGGAAUCCAACAAUCACUGUAUACAGUCGACGGUGGUCACCGCGCCAUCAUGUUUAGUCGCAUCGGUGGAGUAAAACCGGAUAUAUAUACCGAGGGCCUUCAUGUUCGAAUUCCAUGGUUCCAAUAUCCCAUUAUUUACGAUAUUCGUUCAAAGCCAAGGAAAAUAACAUCACCAACUGGAAGUAAAGAUUUGCAAACAAUAAACAUUACUGUUCGUGUGCUUUCUCGUCCUGAGGUCUCAAGUCUGCCGGAAGUUUACCGCACUUUGGGAACCGAUUAUGAUGAACGUGUUCUUCCGUCAAUUGUCAAUGAAGUGCUGAAGGCAGUUGUGGCUAAGUUUAACGCAAGCCAACUAAUCACACAACGACAACAAGUGUCGCUUCUUAUACGCAAGCAACUUAUCGACCGUGCUCGUGACUUUCAUAUUGUUGUUGACGAUGUCUCAAUUACUGAUCUUACAUUCUCACAAGUGUAUGCGUCCGCUGUUGAAGCGAAACAGAUUGCCCAGCAGGAGGCCCAAAGAGCUCAAUUUCUGGUUGAAAGGGCCAAGCAAGAACGUCAACAGAAAAUUGUGAUGGCUGAUGGUGAAGCUCAAGCUGCUAAACUUAUUGGUGACGCGUUACAAGCUAAUCCUGGUUAUCUUAAACUCAGGAAAAUAAAAGCCGCUGCGAAUAUCGCCAGAACGAUUUCACAAUCAUCUAAUCGUGCGUUUCUUAACUCGAACACACUUCUUCUGAAUCUGUCUGAUCCCCAAUUCGAUGCGAGUGUGGACAAGGUAAUUAAAAAACGAUAA
Messenger RNA from Mesocestoides corti, 870 nucleotides. The record is from the annotation of a GenBank genome assembly. Lineage: Eukaryota; Metazoa; Platyhelminthes; Cestoda; Cyclophyllidea; Mesocestoididae.